Messenger RNA from Formica exsecta, 4052 nucleotides. Its product is annotated as segmentation polarity homeobox protein engrailed-like. The record is from RefSeq and is a predicted model, not a curated record. Gene Ontology annotation, cellular component: nucleus. Bases 1009 to 2811 code for a protein of 600 amino acids. Gene Ontology annotation, biological process: regulation of transcription by RNA polymerase II; neuron differentiation; multicellular organism development. Gene Ontology annotation, molecular function: RNA polymerase II cis-regulatory region sequence-specific DNA binding; DNA-binding transcription factor activity, RNA polymerase II-specific. The transcript is spliced from 3 exons. Lineage: Eukaryota; Metazoa; Arthropoda; Insecta; Hymenoptera; Formicidae.
AGGCGUACGCGUCUACGCCCAGUAACGCCCAUCGCUGGUCCUCCCGCCGCUUCCUCGCCGCAGACGUUCCGCGGCAACCAACUGGACAAGCAGGCCCGGUCCGGUUUCACGGCGUCGCACAACGACUCCGUUGAAACCCGCGUCUACUCCCAGCAUCGCGGAGGACUCCACGUUUUCAGCGGCGCGAUUCACUCACACGAAGAGCGCCUCUGACGUUCCUCAUCUUCGUCUUCGUCCGGUGUAUAAUACUAUCGCUGUCGCGUCGAGGACGUUGGUGAUCUUUACACGACUUUCAAGAAACGUUCAGUCAUCGAUCGAGGACUCUGAAAUAUGUGAGAGUGCAUCGUAUUAAGAUAAUAUAGCGGAGACUUUGAAAGGAUACGUUUCGCAGGCUCGCAAUUCUCGAUUAAAAUAUAGGGGUACCAACUGAAGAUUAUACGUGCCACCAGAUGAGUAUCGAAUCCGGAUUCGAGGUACUUUGUAGUGUAACAUCAUCAGAAAGUCGACAAGAAAAAAUAAACUGAGAAUGAAAGCCGGAUGAAGUAUAGAUAACCGCUUGUAAGUAGCUCACAAGCUGUCCGUCGGAAUGAAGCAGAGUGAGGUUAUGGUUUAGCCGGUGACAGAACUUCGCGAGAUGCUAAUGUAACCGUCGGAAGUGUUGUACUGCGAAAGAAACUUCGUUAAGCGGAAGAAUCACCUUAAAAUUGCUACGUUAUGCCAUUUCACUAAUUCAUCAUGUACGUUAAAAAGAAAUCGUGAAGUUCGCGUAGAUAGUAAACACAAAUCUGAGAAUGACGUCAUCCGUCGAUGCCAGACAGAAUACUUCCGUAAGGUAAAACAUUUAAAAUGAUAUGAAACAUCGAGGAAAUAUUACAUUCAGUUUAAAGAAACGUCUUCUUAGGAAGAAGAAGGCAUCAUGAAAACACGAUCCACAAAAGUUUCAUUGUGAUCGAAUCAAGGAAACUGGAUCUGUCAUUGAGCGAGGUGGGUGUCUUCUCUCAGAAAAAAAUGUCGAGUACAUCCCCGGCGCCACCAAUGGGUCUGGACACCGGGUCAGAAUCGGAGAUUAGAUCGAACCACCUGAUCUCGCGGUUGGAUCAGGAUUCGGAAGAUGCGGAGAAACGGGAUCGAGCGCGAAGGACGGAAUGCAGCAACGCGGACAGCGACUGCGAGAGCGACACGAGCGAGGUAUUGAGCGUUGGCAGUGAACCCACGCCAACCAGCGUGGUCGGGGUGCGUGUAUGCGGGACUAUGAGGUACCAUGACCAGGAAUUGACCAUGACCAUGACCGCGGAACUCACCCCGAGUUCCGGUCGCGGUGAGUUUCGCGACGAAGAGAACACGAGAACGUCGGAGACGUCGUCGCCGGCCAGCUCCACCAGCUGCAACGACCUGUAUUACCAACGCACGUCUAGUAAUCACGUGUCGGCGCCGAGUCCGCCCGGCUAUAGUCAACCACCGUCAUCUCCUACGGCGUCUUCCGUCAGAUCCCCGGCUUCCUCCUCGGCCACCGCCUCAUCGCCUGGUCGGCCGGAGGCUAUCCAAGAGGCUAUCGUACCCAGGUACCAGUCUGGUCAUCAACAACAUCUACUUUCCCGAUACUCCUCCAGGGAAUCUGAGAUCUCCGAUUAUCCAACGCGGGUCCAUGGCAUUGGUCACGAGAUCAUUUAUCCUACCGUAGAGAGGUUACACCGUACACCCAUAAGCGUACCUUUGGUAACGAGGCUCUCAUUGUCACCGCCGUCGGCCAUGACGGUCACCGGACUCCAGGCGACAACACCUGGCGUUCUCCAUCCCGCUGCCUGUAGAGAUCCGCGGGAGACCGCCACGUUGAUGCCGCAUCAUAGCCAGCAUCUGCAUCAUCCCAACGCUCACACGCAUUUGCAACAGAGCUCGCAGGUGCAACACGUGCCGGCGAAUUCGGUGCAUCAGCAUCGACUCUCGGUCAGCAAGCUCCUGCAGCGGGACCCGGGAAGCCCGGCGUCGCCAACCGGCACCAGGGAGGAGAACGGACGUACCCUGCCGGCCGCGAACGGCGUACCGAACAGUAUCGGCAACAACGGCAACCAUCAUCACAAUAAUCACAACAACAAUAACAAUCUGCAACAUCAGAGUCUGAAGUUCAGCAUAGACAAUAUCCUAAAGGCGGACUUCGGCAGGAGAAUCACGGAUCCGAUCUCCUUGAAAAAGUCCCGACCUAAAAAAGUGUCUUCGAGGCCGAUCGAUCUGACAAAGGACUUCCUAGAGUCGUCCUCUGACGCGUCCGAGAGAAGCAGCUCGGAGACAACGACGACGACGACGACCAACACAUCCCCCACCAGCGUAUCGACCGGAAAUUCGGCAUCCAAAGCAACUGGAUCGACUGCGACCGAUCCUGGGAAGAUGUUGUGGCCUGCGUGGGUCUAUUGCACCAGAUACUCGGAUCGGCCUUCCUCUGGACGAAGACCAUCCCGUGUUGCAGGUCCACGCACGAGAAGAGUAAAGAGGACAGACGGACGCGGUGGCGGUACUCCCGAAGAGAAACGUCCUAGGACGGCGUUUAGCGGAGAGCAGUUAGCGAGGCUGAAGAGGGAAUUCGCGGAGAACCGAUACCUGACGGAAAGACGGAGGCAGCAGCUCUCGAGGGACCUAGGUUUGAACGAGGCGCAGAUCAAGAUCUGGUUCCAGAACAAGAGGGCGAAAAUCAAGAAGGCCAGCGGCCAGAAAAAUCCUCUCGCGCUCCAGCUGAUGGCACAGGGACUCUAUAAUCACUCGACGGUACCGCUCACUAAAGAGGAAGAGGAACAGGCCGCGGAGCUCCAAGCGAAAUGACGUAUGCAAACUUAAACAGAAACAUUCGACAAAAUGUUAAUAUGUAACUUCGAGCCCUAAAUUUCGUAUCUGACCCCAAAGAUGCUAUAAGCAAAGAUCAAAUUAUCCUCUUUCGUUUUAAUCCUUUGCGUAAGGAUUUUUGAGAAAAAAUCGGGAGAAGGAAAAAUAGAAUCUUUGAAAAAAUUAAAAUAUACUUAGAUAGCUAGAAUAAAAAAAUUCUUUCGAUACGAUUAAAAAAACAUUUGAUGAUAUUAGAAACUCACGAAGCGAUCAUUUUUUUAAUGAAUCAUUUUUGCAAAAGAGAAUGCGAAUAUCACAACAAAUAUUUUUGUUCAUUUUGCUAAUUAUGCAAGUUUCUGAAAGCAAGUCAUAAUUAACCAAAGCGGUGUAAAUUUUCGUGUUAUUUAAGAAAAAAGAAUAAAUAUGUGGUAUAUUAUACUUUGAAGAGUCAUAUUGGCCAAAUAGGUAAUAAAAAGGAAAGCUUUCUGAGCGGGCCCCCAAAGCCUACGGUCUGCCAUUUCUCUUCCUUAAAAUGAAAGACUGGAGUAUUUAUUUCGUUAGAUGUACUAGAGUGACAACUCGUUAGACAGCAAACGAAUCAACUCGAGGAAUUCUUGUUCUGUAAUUAGAGCUUCCGAUAAAACAGCAUUUGACGUAUGUCGCUCGCCUUCGUUCGACAAUUAAUUGUGAGAAAAAAAUGUUAGUUACCGAGAUGGCUACGUGAAUAAGUUACGGUCGCGCGCCGUUUCUUGCCAUCGCUUUGAAAGGCGAGAAGAAAUAAUAUAAAAACUACGGCACACGUUCCUAGAUCGAAGUACACACAUGGUUGGAUCAGAUUUUGAUUUUCAGAAAAGCGAUACAGGAUAUACCGCAAAUCCGGAUUUUCCGGGACAUUCUGUAUUGUCGUAAAAGAAGAAAACGCGGCUAAUAAUAUCACAAUAUCGGGAGGGAAAAUUUUUCCAAUAAAUAUACUAAUUAUUAUUACGUGAUCUUCUCUCGCAUACAAAAUUUGAUCCAGUUCUAAGAUAAAAAUAAAAUGUGUUCGAUUAGCGUACUGCGAUGGCAUGCAGCGGUUAAUUUUUCACGAAGGAGAUUAACAAGUGCCAUUUUUUGCAAUUUUUCCGGCAAGAUUAUUUACACGAAAACGUACGGAAUCGUCUCGUGACGGAGAAGACUAGGAAUCGAGUGAGUAAAAGGAGAAGCGGGAAAAUUAGAUUUUACAUUAAUUUAUUGUAAAAAUG